AGCGGAGGGGGCCUCCCGCGCUCGGCCGCCGGCCGCGCGCGCGCUGCACCUGGGGCGCCCGGGGGGCAUGGCCCGGGCGCCGCUCGCGGCGCCUGCGGCUGCAAGAUGUGGAGCCUGCCGCGGACUCUCGCGGCCGCCCCCCGCGCAGGCGCGGCGGCCGCGCGCGGGCGGUGCGUCGGCGGGAGGCCGCCGUCGGCCUGGGCGGCCGCCGCGCAGAGGCCCCUGCCGCGCCGCGGGCCUCUGGGCGGCCUCGGCGGGCGGUGUGCCGCCAGCGCCGUGGCUCCAGGGGCGCCUGCGCCAGCGGUGCGCUCCGAGCUGUCGGUGGCGGCGGUGCGCCCCUCCUCCUUCCGGGAGUCGCAGGAGCAGGUGCCGCUGUCGGAGCGCCAGGAGAGGCGAUCUUGGUGGAGCGCUUACCCAGGGAUUGGAACGAGGAGGACCUCAAUGCCGCUCUGCUCAGCUGCGGGGUGGACCUCGGCGGCGAGUGGCGCGAGCGCGUGCUCGUCAUGCGCUCGCGGCUCGGGCGCUCGACGGGGCGGGCGCUGGUCGCCACGGCGCAGCACGCGCCCCACGUGGCCCCCGCGGCCCGUGAGUUGGAGGAGGAGGGGGACAAGGUGGAAGUGCAGGGCGUUGCCAAGCCGUCAGGCCGAUGGACCGCCACGACGUGGAGUCCUUCGUCGAGCAGUGCGAACGCUUCGUCGCUCUCAGCGAGGAAUCGACCUCCGGCGCCUGGCGCGGCCCGAGCACUUCCACCGGGUGCUCACGAUCACGGGGGUGCCCUCGAACUACGGCAGGAGAGGGACGUGGUGAACGUCAUGAAGAUGCAUUGUGGCGUCACGGUGGGUCAGCUGCUUGACUACAUCACCGAUUGUGCAGCAUGCGAACAAUCAUAUUACAGCGACGUUGCAGUGAUUGAUGUCAGUCUUGCUUGGCUGGGAAGAGCACUGGCCCUGAUGCGCGCACGUUAGCGUCCAGCACGGUGUCAUACAAGUGACAGUGAUGCAGCUCGUAUGUGUUGCUUCAGAAUUUUCGAAUGGUGUGCCAGCACAUGUGAAGACCGCUUCGUGUAAUUUGGUGGAUGGUGUCUGGCCAGGCGAGCGCUUCACCACAGCGUUCGGUAUGCAUCGCGAGAUCUGACACGCAUUGCGCCAGCACUGUGCUUUUACGAUUCCACGCGAGUUACCGCCCGAAUCCCCAACUAUGUUUUGCCUGAGCGUGCCCUACUAGUACUUCUUCUGAGUAAGCAACUCCCCUCCUCCCCCUCCCAAUCCGGAAACAUUCGGGACUGACAGAUGCAAUGAUAGAGUUUGGAGCUGGUGUCCGGCGUCGGGAAGGCGACUGCGCCUGGUCCACCUGCGGCAUGCUACCUUCCGUCUCGAGUGGUUGGAUCGUCCAUCUCGUCUCCCUCUUGUUCCUCAUCCGGCGCCAGGUUGAUCCGCGAGAUGUUAUCUUCCGUUUCAAGCGGUGGGGUCGUCAAUCAGAUACUUGUUACGUGAUCUUGCCCACAGUCCAGCAAGUGGACCAUUGCAUUCAGCAGAUCCAGGACUCUUGUAGACUUGUUGGUGGUAUGUUGCACUUCGUCUGGCCUUUGGAGACUACGAACGUAUGGCUCUCAUAAGUCGAUGGGUUGGGGCGGGGUGUGAAAGCCGUUAUGAGGCCGCGAGUUCAGGGUUCGCAGUUGGUCGGAGGAAUCGUGAGGACGUUCCACGCGGGAGGCGUUGGUGUGGUGGUUUUGCUUAUCGAAUGCGUUUGAUAGACAUGUAUGGUCUGUUUGAGAUGUUUGUGGUUGUUUCGAGUUUGUGGUCUCAAAGGGGCAGUUGUGUGUCCGAGCGACAAGUAGAAUAGCGCCACUCCUCGCUUUGACCUUCAGGGGAGAGGUCGAUAGUACAAUUGGCACUUCACCAUCGCAGUUUGUUUGUUGUUGUUGUUGUUGUUCUUGUUGUUGUUGUCGUUGUUGUGGUUGUGGUUGUGGUUGUGGUUGUGGUUGUGGUUGU
Molecule: messenger RNA, 1991 nt
Organism: Prorocentrum cordatum
Lineage: Eukaryota; Dinophyceae; Prorocentrales; Prorocentraceae
Source: the annotation of a GenBank genome assembly